Messenger RNA from Arabidopsis lyrata subsp. lyrata, 1429 nucleotides. RefSeq names its product myb-related protein 305. The coding region runs from base 433 to 1248 and encodes 271 amino acids. NCBI's taxonomy places the organism in Eukaryota, Viridiplantae, Streptophyta, Magnoliopsida, Brassicales, Brassicaceae. Gene Ontology annotation, biological process: regulation of DNA-templated transcription. Gene Ontology annotation, molecular function: sequence-specific DNA binding; DNA-binding transcription factor activity. The record is from RefSeq and is a predicted model, not a curated record. The transcript is spliced from 3 exons. Gene Ontology annotation, cellular component: nucleus.
AUCUAUGUAUGGAUUUGGUAAGAGGGUACUUGUAAAAUCUUAAUUGGGUAAGAAAAUAAUGAGCUGGUUCUCAUUAUGGUACCGACACUUGUUCGAAGAAUAGUGGCUUCUCAAGAUUGUUUCCGUGAUAGAGGAACUUAAGUAAAAAAAUUUAUAAUUGAUGAGGCUAAUGAUAAUGCAUAUGCUACAUGGUUAACUAAGUAAAGUAAAUGAAAUAUAAUAUAUAGAAUCAAACACCCACAAAAAGUAAGAAGUGACUGUUGUCAAGCAUAAAUAGAGAUACACAUACUAUUUAUAUACACACGCACAUGUUCAAGCAGAGACACAAACAUAGAAACAUACACAUAGAAGAGCAAAUUAAGCAACAGUCUCACACAGACAGAAGUUAUAGUAUUGGUUUGUGUGUGAAAGGAUUUUUAGAAUUUAACAGGUAUGCUUGAUUGGGGAGUUCAAGGCCAUCAUCAAAAGCAUGAUCAUGAUCUUUAUCAACAACAACAUCAACAACAAGGAUGUAGAAAGGGACCAUGGACACUUGAAGAAGAUAAGCUUCUGGCGGAGUAUGUUACUUCGCAUGGUGAAGGAAGAUGGAGCACUGUUGCUAAGUGUGCAGGUUUGAAAAGAAGUGGUAAAAGCUGUAGACUAAGGUGGGUGAACUACUUGAGGCCAGGGCUUAAGAGAGGACAAAUCACUCCUCAAGAAGAAGGAAUCAUCCUUGAACUUCAUUCCCUUUGGGGUAACAAGUGGUCUACAAUCGCAAGAUAUUUACCAGGUCGAACAGAUAAUGAAAUCAAAAACUAUUGGAGAACACAUUACAAGAAAAAAGAAAAAAUUUCUUCGAAGCAAGACAAAGUCAAAAGAUCUCUAUCCCGGAAACAACAAAUGGAUCUUAAACCGCAACAACAGAAUCAUCAGUCUCAACUAGUGCCCCAAGACCACAUGAAUAUCGACAACGAUCAAAACAUAGAGUCCGCUUUGUAUUACCCGGCUAGUGUCUUCGAUGACCAAUUUUCUAUGCCUCAAAUUGUUGCAACAACCUCAUCCGACCACUCUAUGAUCGAUGAAGGUCACUUGUGGGGCAGCUUGUGGAAUCUAGAUGAUGAUGAUCCACACGGUUUCGGUGGUGGCUCAGGACAGAGAACAGCUGAAAAUAUUGCUGAGAAGUUUCCAGGCAGCGGAAUUGAGGCCCCAUCGUGUGGCUCAGGGGAUUAUAGUUAUACUGGCUUUUACAUGGGAGGCUAUAUUUUUUAAUUAGUAUGCUCGAAGAUAUCAAGAAGUUGUGUCUUCGUAUUGUUGAUAGAAAAAUUAAAAGACCUCAUUGUGUAUUUUCUAACUUUAAUAAUAUCUAAAAAUAGAACGGACUGAGGCUAAUAAAAUGGUUUGGAAUAUAUAUUUCUCGAAAAUUAUACUUUUUAUGGAAUAAAUAGUUUCA